This is a messenger RNA of Penicillium arizonense, 423 nucleotides long. RefSeq lists its product as uncharacterized. The transcript is spliced from 4 exons. The record is from RefSeq and is a predicted model, not a curated record. NCBI's taxonomy places the organism in Eukaryota, Fungi, Ascomycota, Eurotiomycetes, Eurotiales, Aspergillaceae. Bases 1 to 423 code for a protein of 140 amino acids.
AUGUCUCCCUCUCUUCCAAUCGUGGUCUGCGCCCUAGAUGCCGAAAUCGGCAAGCCGGUCUCCGAGCUCCUCCUCCCCGACUUUGAAGUAAUCCACUUCAUCCAAAGCCUCACAGCAGCCCAAUCUGAAAUUCCACGCCUCCUCGCCGGCGAGGACCCACAGUCCCCACACGUCGACGAUGUUGGCACAAAAGAUUUUAGCAGACCGGUGCGCGCGAUCAUAUUCGGUCGUGGAUUUGACCUGAAGGAUGUUGAGGCGCUUCGCGAGAAGGUUGCCGGUAUCUCGUUAGAUCCUGUUGUUUGGAUUGCUGGGGACCCCAGUCGUAGCUUGCCUCCUGGCGCCGUGCCGCCGCCUAAUUUUCCUCAGCUUGUGGCUGGCGUUGCUAGGAAGUUGCUUGUUUAUGUUCUUGGGGCUCAGAAAUAA